AACGUCCGUGCCUCCGUGGUGGCUCGCAGUACCGGCUUACACUUGGCCAGUUAUUCCGCCGCCCGCUGUCGCCGCGAUCUGUCCGCUACCCGCCCGUCAAGUGCCUUUCGAUAGACAACAUGGUCGUAUUUUAGAGUGACGGUUAUUUUGUGUCGUAGUUUUUAGAUUAUUUAACUUUUUGACGUACUAAAUAUUUUUUAAGCAAAAUGGCAGUGAUAUUUAUUAAGUUUUUUGAUGUGAUUCCGGUGCGCUUCAACUUGUGGGUGAUGCUGUUUACAAGUUGCUGGGUGGUGUAUAUGCUUCGAGUCAACAUGAGUCUCAACCUCAUUGCAAUGGUCCCGCAAGCGUCACAUAAUUCUACAUCACGGUCUCAAUGUGAACCAAAGAAUGAUGUGUUGACAAAUGAAACUCUUCGUCAUGUAGACGGAAUCAAUGUCCACGCUUCUCCUGUGAAGCAGGUUCCUGGUGGAGCAUCGUUCAACUGGUCUGGGGAGCAACAGGCGCUGAUCUUGGGCUCGUACUUCUGGUGCUACCCAGUGACGUCACUGGUCGGGGGCAUGGCUGCCGAACGCUGGGGCCCGCGCUACGUGGUCCUCGUCACGUCCUUCGCCAGUGCCAUAUUGACAGCAUUGAGUCCAGUGGCUGCCAACCUAGACUACAUAGCUCUGGUUGUUAUAAGAUUUUUCUUAGGCUGUGCUGGGGGAUUUAUUUAUCCGGCGCUCCACGUGCUUGUGGCGCGAUGGGCCCCACCAGCAGAAAAAGGAAAAUUUGUUAGUGCUAUGAUGGGCGGUACCCUGGGUACAGUUAUCACUUGGUCUCUCACUGGGCCGCUAAUGGAAAAAUUUGGAUGGGCAUCAGCAUUCUACGUACCAGCUGCCCUCACACUAGUUUGGUGCUUUUUCUGGUGGUACCUCGUAGCUGAUACUCCAGCGGAACAUCCUAGGAUUACAGAAGCAGAAAAAAAUUAUAUAUUAGACGCAUUAGGAGACAAGGUCAAGAAAUCAAAGGGAUUGCCGCCGUUCAAAAGUAUUGCAACAUCAUUCCCGUUCUUGGCUAUGGUUAUUCUACACUACGGCAAUCUUUGGGGCUUGUACUUUAUAAUGACAGUCGGACCUAAGUUCGUUUCUAGUGUACUGGGAUUUGAAUUAUCAGCUGCUGGAGUGAUAUCUGCUCUUCCAUACUUAGCAAGACUGAUGUUUGCAACGAUAUUUGGAGUGGUUGGAGAUUUCAUAUUAGCGAGAAAAUUAAUGUCUACGACCAUUAUAAGAAAGUUCUUCUGCCUCUUCUCUCAUAUCCUACCUGGAGUCUUGCUAGUAUUAUUGGUGUAUGCUGGAUGCUCUACGGCUUUAUCAGUAACCCUAAUUACGAUGUCGAUGGGAUUCAAUGGAGCGGCAACGUUGACCAACCUGCAGAAUCAUCAAGAUCUGGCGCCGAACUAUGCAGGCACUUUGUAUGGAAUUGCUAAUUGUGUUGGCAGUACAGCUGGUUUCUUCACGCCCAUGAUAACGGCAUACUUUACAAAGACUGGAAACAGUUUCGAGAGUUGGCGUCCAGUUUUCUUCGUAGGAGCAUCAGUUUAUAUCAUUUCAGCGUUAUUCUUCAUAUUCUUCGGAACAGGAAACAUUCAAUCCUGGAACUUCGCCCCCGAGGAUAAAGAUGUGAAGGAAGAUAAAAUUAAUGGCGAUCUCAAGGAAAUGAACAGUGCGCCAAUCAAAAACGGUGAUUCCAAAGAAAUAAAAGAAACUUCUCUAAACGUUGCCAAGUAAAUGAGAUUAUUACGUUAGCAAGUGUGACUAGCAUUAUGACAUGUAUCAGUUCCGAACACAGACAUGACAAUGCAGAAGUUGUACCAUGUACCGCAAAUAUGUUAUAAAUAAUUAGAUAGGUACUAACUGUAUUGACGGAAUUGAAAUUAAUAUAUUUUUCUCAUUAUAUGUAUAAUCCGAACUACUUAGGUAUACAGACUGAUGAUAAAGGAGUAUGCCGAAGUACCUAUCAUGUGCCUUUAAUUAAGUAAAAUUAACGAAUGUUGGGCAUACAAUGGCAACUUGGGGACCGCUUCUGAUAGAUAAGCUCUUAUGUACAUGUAUGACACAACUGUAACUGAACUGUGAAAAAAUGCUGCCAAUGUUAAUGGCAAUAUUAAUACUAUUCCAUUGUAAGCAAUUUUAUCAUUGACUUAUUUAUUUUCUGUACUUACCUUCAUUUGUGUACUUAGUUAUUAAUGUUAAAAUUACAAUGACGUAAAUCUUAAAUAAUGUAAAUGCAAUGUAAUUGCUGUGAUCUUUAUUGAAAAUGUAAUGAUAAUACUUAUUAUUCGUAUGACAGAUAGGGUCAAGCCCAGUGGUAAUAUUAAAUUAUUCAUCUAAAGAAUCCUCGCAGUAGUUUCGCCUUUUAGGUCAUGGAAUUGUAUACUUAGUGGUACUUUCUGCUGCGUGGCAACUGACAACUUUUUAAUCUUGCCUUUUGUAAAACGAUGACUCUAUCUAAUAUGCAAUGUCUUACGUGUAAUAUUCAUAAGCCAAAAGAUGUUGAGAUUGAUAUGGUUCGUUCUAUUCUGGGGAAUUUUGUAAAUCUUAAUGUUAACUUAAGUUUCCUUUCCGACGGCGAGCAUCUCUUCUUCUAGAGUAACAGAGGAUAGAAAUGUAUAAGAUUGUUUCCGAAGUAACAGAUGCGCCUAGGGCGACGUUAGUCCAUACAUUUCCACACUGUGACUAAAGCUACGUACAGAUUAGGCGAUCCCGCUAAGCGCAAUAGUUGGGUACCAACAAUCCGACUAUAAAAUUUGAGCACGCGUAUUGACACCCGCGAGCCCCAUUCAAAAUUUGUCAAAGCGUAACCAACUAUGCUUAGAUUGUUGGAACGUCCAAUCCGUGCGUACCUUAAUGACGCAUUCGCUGUCGCCUGUAUACCUACGUCUCCGCGCGCUUGCUGUUUGUCAUCUCAUAGAGCAGCACUUCGAGAGAUGGGUCAGCUGUCUCACGCUUGGGAGAUGGGUACGCUCGUGGGUGACCGGGCACUCGACCUACAAAAGUAUUGAACGCGCUACGUUAAGCUCGUAGCGGACGCCCGCUUAAAUCAGUGAAGGGGCAUAAGGGAAUCCUUACGGAGUAACAUGACAUGACAACUGUACAUUCGAAAAUACACAAAUGGGUGGAAAUUAUUUGCUAUCAAUCUGGUUAAUAAAUAAUUCCAUUCAGUUUUAGAAAUUAUAUUUGAAUAGUGACUUUAUCUAGUUAUUUGACAUUUGAUAACUUUUACUGCUAUUGACAUGAAAUGUUUAAUUAUUUUUAUUUAGAAACACCAUGAAUCAUAAAAUAAACUUAGAUUGUGU
Helicoverpa armigera (cotton bollworm) is the source of this 3334-nucleotide messenger RNA. Its product is annotated as sialin. Gene Ontology annotation, cellular component: membrane. The coding region runs from base 207 to 1766 and encodes 519 amino acids. The transcript has 7 exons. Gene Ontology annotation, molecular function: transmembrane transporter activity. Lineage: Eukaryota; Metazoa; Arthropoda; Insecta; Lepidoptera; Noctuidae. The record is from RefSeq and is a predicted model, not a curated record. Gene Ontology annotation, biological process: monoatomic anion transport; transmembrane transport.